Molecule: messenger RNA, 3087 nt
Organism: Verticillium alfalfae VaMs.102
Lineage: Eukaryota; Fungi; Ascomycota; Sordariomycetes; Glomerellales; Plectosphaerellaceae
Exons: 3
Coding region: 1-3087 (1028 amino acids)
Source: RefSeq, a predicted model, not a curated record
AUGGCCAAAGCAAGAUCCUCUGGCAAGUACACCGUCAGAUCUAGAGGCAGGAAAGUCUCUUCCAAGCCUACAAGUCAGUUACAGAUAUUUCAUGGAUCUGUCGAUGACCGAGAUCAACUCGCAGACGAAGAUGGUGCCCCUUUACCAACUUUGAACAAGAGAUGCUCUGAUAACAGGACUUUGGGCGACGACUGGACCGCACAGAAUUCCAUUUUGAACCCAUCGUCGGAGCGAAGUGGACAUUCGAGCGAGAAUAAAUCGACCCUCCCAGUGGGACACAGUACUAUGGGCCAGGGCUGGAACGAUGCUGCGGAUGAACUCGGUGAAAUUACUCAAGGCGAAGAGCCCAGAGCUGUUAACGCCAAACAGAGAACCGGGAAGACUUCGUCUCCUUUCACUCAGGAGGAGCUGCAGAAUAUCCGGCCCCCAAGUAAGUCUGAGACGAUCGCCAUGGAUCAAUCACAGAACACCAUGGCGAUGGAUUUCGACGACACUGCGCAGUCGCAAGACGCCUCCUUCCUCCAUGAGGCAGAAGAUGUGGUUAAUGACAUUUUCGUGCCGUCCUCAACCCUGGAAACGGAUGAGAACCAGAGGCAGGAGCAGAAAUCAAGGAGUAAGCGUCGGUCGAAGAAGCGAUCUUAUGGACGUCACCAGAUCGAUCAAGAAAAGCCUGCCGUCGCUGCUCCAAAACCGAAGAAGGCGCCGAUGCCUCAAAACCCCAAAAUUGCUGAUGCUGGCACCGAUAUCCAAGGACAGGCCGCUGGCGCAGGAUAUACCAACCAACCGGCGCAAGUGAAAGCUCUGCUGCACUUAAACCAAUCUCAGAACCCAGGAAUGCCUCCCGGGUCUCGUCGGCAUGCGAUCAAAAAGACAGGGGAUAUGACCGACCCUUCCGUCAAGCGCAAGAGGCCCAAGCAGAAAGCCAAGACUCCAUUCCAGUACUCGGCCAAAAACAACGAUGACCUGAGUAUCAAAAAUCAUUGCGAUCUAUCCGAAAACGGCCAUCUUUCCCUUGAGAAUGAAACACACAUCGUGGGUUUGCACAAUGGUGUAAUGGACCAGGUUGAUACGGAUCUCACGACCCCACUGCCGGUACAAACUACCUCUUCAGAUUGUAUACUUGGACCGGCCCAAAGAGGGAGUCAACCCAAUUUUGACGUCUUGUCUAGCCCUGAUUUGGAUGAGACCGAUCACAUGCUGAAGCUGGGGACACCCGACGCUUCAAUGAUGAUGACGACGUUCUCCAGCUCACCUGCUUGCCAAACAACGCAACGUGAACUGCCAAGCGACUUUUCGGUGUUGGACGCCUUCAAUGACGAUGACUUUCGAGAAAUGACAGGCAAAUUGAAGCGCGUUGUUACAUCAAAAAUAUACUGUGAAGCUAGUCGCAACGACGCAGAACUGAGCCAGAUGAGACUUGGAGCCUGCACAGCAGCGACGAAGCCUGCCGAACGGAGCCAUGACCAUGAUGCGAAGCGCGUUUCGAACCCUGCCCAACCAGACCUCCAGUCCACUCAACAACCGAGAGAACAUCUCAAGAAAUACACAGCUGCUGCUGUCACAUCCGGCGACAGGACAAUCCCCAUCUCGUCAGAUGAGAGCUCCGCUACGAGUGCCAGGAACUCUGCCGAGGUUGCAAUUCCCUUGUUAUCACGACAACCACCACAUUCUCCUCCUGGCAACGGCAUCACGGAUAAUUUGAUAGCGGAGCCGUUCGGUCAUGGUUUGGCUCUUAGUCGUAUGCGACAGGUAGGUGAAGUUGAGACGAAGACAAACCAGCUUGUCGCUCCGAACCCCAACCGUCCCACAGGCUCAGGCCAAAGAUCACCAAAAAAGCGUGUUGCCAUUGACAUCGCCUCCAUGAGCGGCCAAAACAAACGCAUGAAAAGAAAUCAGGAUUCAAUCCCGACGUGUGGCAUGGCAGAUGAUUCUGUUGACGCAAUCAUCAAGGUCAUGGCCGAGGACGGCGACCACUCGCCAGUUUGCACAACUUUUAUCGAGCAGACAACCGAAAUUGGGGCUGGGCACGAUGUAACUGACAAUAGGAAAUCUAAAGAAUUUACGCAAGAAGCUCUAAUCAUACAAGAUGAACGGGUCAUGCGAUUUCCUCAGGAGUCGACAGUGGCAUCCGUUUCUGCUAGCGACAUCGGCAACAUGACCUUAGAGACCUAUCAUCACGAAAGAGGCUUACAACGAAUGGACGACGCAUCCCGAACCAGAAUAUCGAACAGGCAGGUGCCUAAGCAGCUUGCGUCUGCUGGCGGGUGCGGCGCACCUUUGCGCCCGCUGUCUCGUACCAGGUCUAUUGUCGACGAACGUGGCAGUCCGAAACCCGAGGAGUUUCUGACCUGCAUGGACCAAAAAGCACCCAACCUCAACGAUCGGAGAAGAAAGAGCCAGCCUGCUGAAAAGCCUCCCGCGUGGAAGAAGCCCUUGAGGAAGAUACAACCUGAGUUCGGUGCCAUUCAACAGGAGACUACUGGCAUACAACCAGCCUCGGGCGCAGACUAUGAACAUUUCUUGGGUGCGACUGGCUGCACCCACCCAGCCGAGUCUAUGUCGGAAGUGGAGCGACACAACAAAACUGUCGCGCAGACAGAUAGCAAGCCAACAGAUAAGCUGAGUUGUUUCCAGAAGCCAGCAACUCUGACUGCUCUGGCAUAUGACUCGAAUGCGGCGUACAAGAAAACUCUUCCACAACCAGGACAUCACGAUGGUAAUGACGAUAUUUUGAGGAAUGAUGUAACUCUGAAGCGGGAUAUACCUCCACGAGGUCACGCCUCGUUCCAAUCUGAGGACGGCUUCCCUGCAGCGGUGCAAGGGGUAAUUGAAGCAGCUGAAAAUUUGGAGCAACUCCACGCGAGAGAGCGCCAACAUCUGAGGCUGUCAUUUGAUAACCGCCGAUCGACCUUCGUCCAGAGAUUCCGCAAGAUGGACAACUUGAUCCACGACCUCGUACAACAGGGUCAGAACCUUUCAGACGCGGCUAAAUCGGCUUACCACAGCAGGAAGAUACAGUCAGAACGGACGCUCGACGCCCUGCAGCGGCUCAAAGUAAGCCUUGGCGACACCUUGGAAGUGGUGUGA